AUGGCCGACGCGAGCGACAAGCCGACGCUGGCGGAACCGAAGGAGAAGGUGACCAAGCCCAAGGCCGAGGUCACUGCCACCACUACUACCACCAACAAUACCACGAAUGUCCUGGCGCUGCUUGUGCCCCAGCAACCGCAGACGCUCUCGUCGAAGGACAAGACGACCCAGCGGCUCAUCGUCGUGUUGUCCCAGGCGUGUCUCGAGACCCACAAGAUGAACACCGGCCCUGGCGGCGGGGACAAGUUUGCUUUGCUCAAUUGCGACGACCACCAGGGGCUCUUGCGCAAGAUGGGCCGAGACAUCGCCGAGGCGAGACCCGAUAUCACCCACCAGUGCCUUUUAACCCUUUUGGAUCUGCCGAUUAACAAAGCCGGUAAGCUCCAGGUGUACAUCCAGACGGCUCGGGGGGUGCUUAUCGAGGUGAACCCGCUGGUGAGAAUCCCGCGUACGUUCAAGCGGUUCUCGGGGUUGAUGGUGCAAUUACUCCACAAAUUGCUGAUCCGUUCCGUCAACAGUGAGGAGAAGUUGCUUAAGGUGAUUAAAAACCCCAUCUCGGACCACUUGCCCACCAAGUGCCGCAAAGUGACCCUUUCGUUCGAUGCCCCCGUGAAACGGGUCCAGGACUACGUGCUGACGUUGGCCGACGACGAGAGCAUCUGUGUGUUUGUCGGGGCGAUGGCCAGAGGGAAGGAUAACUUUGCCGACGAGUUUGUCGACGAGAAGAUCGGGCUCAGCGACUACCCGUUGCUGGCGUCGGUGGCGUGUCUGAAGUUCUGCCACGGGUGCGAGGACGUGUGGGGCAUCUACUAA
Molecule: messenger RNA, 813 nt
Organism: Diutina rugosa
Lineage: Eukaryota; Fungi; Ascomycota; Pichiomycetes; Serinales; Debaryomycetaceae
Gene: NEP1
Product: 18S rRNA pseudouridine methyltransferase
Exons: 1
Coding region: 1-813 (270 amino acids)
Biological process (GO): rRNA base methylation
Cellular component (GO): small-subunit processome; nucleolus
Molecular function (GO): rRNA (pseudouridine) methyltransferase activity; rRNA binding
Source: RefSeq, a predicted model, not a curated record